Molecule: messenger RNA, 6353 nt
Organism: Scleropages formosus (Asian bonytongue)
Lineage: Eukaryota; Metazoa; Chordata; Actinopteri; Osteoglossiformes; Osteoglossidae
Gene: citb
Product: citron rho-interacting serine/threonine kinase b
Exons: 40
Coding region: 483-5366 (1627 amino acids)
Source: RefSeq, a predicted model, not a curated record
GUGUGUGUGUGUGUGUGUGUGUGUGCGCGUGCGCAGCAGUGUUAUUGGCGGUCCCUGCACCCGUACUCCAGUCUCGCUGUGCCUUCCCUUUCCCUCUCUCCCUCCCUCCCUUCUUCCUUCCCUCUCUCCCUCACUCUCUGCGCGCUCGUCUUCGAGCUCGUUCACCGCGCGUCUCCUUCCCGCCUUCCGCUCCCAGCGGCUCUGUGCUCAAGAUGACCGCUCCGGUUUGGAGGAGCGCGAAAAGCCCUGGACCCAGCCGUCGGCUGCCCUGCGACACGUCCAGCGCCCAGGCUUCCCGGCUGGGAGCCUGCCCCCUCUAGGGUGCCUCCUCAGCGUGGGACCGCCAGCAUCGUACCAGGGCUGAGUAAGUACGGUUCGUAGUCCUGGACCCUCGGUUCUCCAUUGAACCCGACUCCCGGGCCUCACGAAGCUCCUCGUAAACGGGCAGAGAGCUGCUGAAGACCCUGGGCCGAUGUCUGAAGAUGGAGCAGGAGAUCUCCCGCGUGCAGCGUAAGAUGUCCGACCUGGAGUCCGUGCUGCAGCAGAAGGACGUGGAGCUGAAGGCGUCGGAGACGCAGCGAAGCAUCCUGGAGCAGGACUUGGCCACCUACAUCACGGAAUGCAGCAGCCUCAAGCGCAGUUUGGAGCAGGCGCGCAUGGAGGUCACCCAGGAGGAUGGCAAGGCGCUGCAGCUGCUGCAUGACAUCCGGGAGCAGAGCAACAAGCUGCAGGAGAUCAAGGAGCAGGAGUACCACGCCCAGUUAGAGGAGAUGCGGGUGACCAUCCGGCAGCUGGAGGAGAACUUGUCUGCCGCCCGACGCCGCAGCGACUUGUACGAGUCUGAGUUGAAGGAGUCCCGGCAGACGAGUGAGGAGCUCAAGAGGAAGGCCGCAGAUUACCAGCAGAGGAUCCAGAAGGCUAAAGAACAAGGCAAGGUCGAGGUCCAGGAGCUGCUCUCGAAGCUGGAGAAGACCAACGCAGAGCAGCAAGUAAAAAUCCAGGAGCUUCAGGACAAACUGGCCAAGGCGGUUAAGGCCAGCACGGAGGCUACGGAGCUCCUGCAAAACGUCCGACAGGCCAAGGAACGUCUGGAGCGUGAACUGGAGCGUCUGCAAAACCGGGAGGACUCCAGUGAGAGUCUCCGUCGGAAGCUACGGGAGACCGAAGAAGGCAAGAAGACCUUGGAGAACCAGGUGAAGAGGCUGGAGAUGGUGGAACGGAGGGAGAACAAGCUCAAAGAGGACAUCCAGACCAAGUCCCAGCAGAUACAGCAGAUGGCUGAUAAGAUCCUGGAGCUGGAGGGUAGCUUGCGUCAGACCCAGGCUGCCGCCCAACGCACAGAGGCUCACCUGGUGCAGAAGGAACGGCUCUACGAGGACAAAAUCAAGGUUCUGGAAGCCCAGAUGAAGGCAGACUUGGCGGAAAAGGAGGCCCUGGAGUCCAAGCAGGCUGAGUAUGAGGAAGAAGCUCUGGAGAAGGGCAAGGUCAUCAGCGAGCAGAAGGCGACCAUAAAUGCCAUGGACUCCAAGAUGAAGAGUCUGGAACAAAGGAUUGCAGAGCUAUCAGAGGCAAACAAGCUGGCAGCCAACAGCAACAUCUAUACUCAGAAGAACAUGAAAGCCCAAGAGGAGAUGAUCUCAGAGUUAAGGCAGCAGAAGUUCUACCUAGAGUCACAGGCAGGCAAGCUAGAGGCACAGAAUGCCAAACUGGAGGAGCACCUGGAGAAGAUGAGCCAGCAGGAGCAAAGCAACAAGACCCGUCUCCUGGAGCUGGAGACUCGGCUGAGGGAGAUGGGUCUGGAGCAUGAGGAGCAGAAGUUGGAGAUCAAGCGACAGGUGACGGAGCUAACGUUGUCUCUGCAAGAGCGCGAGUCUCAGAUCAGUGCGCUGCAGGCAGCACGUAGUGCCCUGGAGAGUCAGCUUCAGCAAGCCAAGACCGAGCUGGAGGAGACCACCGCUGAGGCUGAGGAGGAGAUUACUGCGCUCAGGGCUCACCGGGAUGAGAUUCAGCGCAAGUUUGACGCUCUGAGGGACAGCUGUGCGGUGAUCACUGAUCUGGAAGAGCAGCUCACGCAGCUCACCCAGGACAACGCUGAGCUGAACCGGCAGAACUUCUACUUGUCCAAGCAGCUGGAUGAGGCGUCGGACGAGAACGAGGACCGCCUGCAGCUGAGCCAGGACGUCGACCGGCUGCGCAGGGAGGUGGCCGACAGGGAGAUGCACCUCAACAACCAAAAACAAAACAUUGAGACCUUGAAGACCACAUGCACCAUGCUGGAGGAGCAGGUGCUGGAGCUGGAGACCCUGAACGACGAGCUCCUGGAGAAGGAGCGGCAGUGGGAGGCAUGGCGGAGUGCCCUGGAGGAUGAGAAGAACCAGGCAGAGAGGAGGGCCCGGGACCUGCAAAGGCUGCUGGACACUGAGAAGCAGAACAGGCUGCGUGCCGACCAGCGCAGUACUGAGUCCCGCCAGGCGGUGGAGCUGGCAGUCAAAGAACACAAGGCGGAGAUCCUGGCCCUGCAGCAGGCCCUGAAGGAGCAGAGGCUGAAGGCCGAGAGCCUCUCGGACACACUCAAUGACCUGGAGAAGAAGCACGCCAUGCUGGAGAUGAACGCCCGCAGCCUGCAGCAGAAGUUGGAGACGGAACGCGAACUGAAGCAGAGGCUGUUGGAUGAGCAAAGCAAGCUGCAACAGCAGAUGGACAUGCAGAAGGCACACAUCUUCCGGCUGACGCAGGGCCUGCAGGACGCUCUGGAUCAGACAGAUCUUCUGAAAACGGAGCGCACCGACCUGGAGUACCAGCUGGAAAACAUCCAGACUAGCCGCCGGCUUCCCCCACAGGCGGCGUACUCCCACGAGAAGGUCAAGAUGGAGGGCACGAUAUCGCAGCAAACCAAGCUCAUCGACUUCUUGCAGGCUAAGAUGGACCAGCCGCUGAAAAAGAAGAAGAGCAUCUUCGGGCGGCGCCGGGAAGACCUCAUGGGGGGUGCUGGGUCCCAAUCGCAGGCGCCGGUGCCAAGCCAAGCCCAGGCGCCCGUGCAGUACAGCGACAUGAAGGUGGCCCUGGACAAGGAGCGCGCUCGCUGCUCCGAGCUCGAGGAGGCGCUGCAGAAGAUGCGUAUAGAGCUGCGCUCCCUCAGGGAAGAGGCGGUCCAGUUUAAGGCUCUGGAACAUGUUGCCCCCACCACACCGGCCCUGACCCGGCAGCAGACCAUCAUAGGUGCCUCGGUCAAGUCCCCCGAGCACCAGGCCAAGCCAGUCAGCAUGCUGGCGCCCUCCAACUCGGGUCGCAGGAAGGAGCCCCCCACACCUGAGGAGAGAAGGAGGGUCACCUUUGAAAAGUACGGACGGCGUGUGAAGGAGAGGAUUCACCACGGUAGCCAGCACCGCUUCACCGUGGGACUCAACAUGAGGGCCACCAAGUGCUCCGUGUGCCUGGACACCGUGCACUUCGGCAGACAGGCUACCACCUGCUUGGAAUGUCGAGCUUUGUGCCAUCCAAAAUGCUCCCCCUGCCUUCCAGCCACGUGCGGCCCGCCGGUCGAGCACGCCGCGCACUUGGAGGCGCUGUGCCGCGACAAGGCCGGCGCGUCAGGCCAGCAGCCCAAGGAGGCCGGCGGCCACGUGCGUCUGGAGGGCUGGAUGAAGCAACCCAGGAAUGGGAAGCGGGGUCCGGUCUGGGAGAGGAGAUAUGUGGUACUGGAUGGGACCAAGCUGGCUGUCUAUGAGACAGAGCCACGAGAAGAUUCCGUGAAGCCGCUGGAGGAGUUUGAGCUGUGUCCAACUGAAGCGCAUGUGAGCGUGCACGGGGCAGUGGGGGCUUCAGAGCUCAUCAACACCUCUAAGUCAGACGUCUCCUAUGUGCUGAAGGUGGAGUCGCACCCUCACGCCCCCUGCUGGCCGGGCCAGUGCCUGUACUUCAUGGCACCCAGCUUCCCAGACAAGCAGCGGUGGGUGGCUGUGCUGGAGUCUGUGGUGGCAGCAGGCCGGGGGUCCCGGGAGAAAGCCGAGGCUGAUGCUAAAAUGCUGGGAAACUCGCUGCUGAAGCUGGAGGGAGACGACCGACUGGACAUCAACUGCACCCUGCCACUCACAGACCAGGUGGUGCUGGUGGGCUCAGAGGAGGGUCUGUACGCUCUGAAUGUGAUCAAGAACUCCCUGGCCCACAUCCCAGGCCUGGGCUCCGUCUUUCAGAUCCAGGUCCUGAAGGAUCACGACAAGCUGCUGAUGAUUACUGGGAGCGAGAGGGCGCUUUGCCUGGUCGAGAUCAAGCGGCUCAAGCAGACGCUGUCGCAGUCGCACCUCCCGGGCCAAUCGGAGCUUUCGCCAUACAUCUUUGAGACCGUCAAGGGUUGCCAUCUCUUUGCUGCAGGGAGGAUCGAAAACGGUCAGUGCAUCUGUGCCGCAAUGCCUAACAAGAUCACCAUCUUGCGCUACAACGACAACCUCAACAAGUUCUGCAUCAGAAAGGAAAUCGAGACCUUGGAGCCGUGCAGCUGCAUCCACUUCACCAGCUACAGCAUCCUCAUCGGCACCAACAAGUUCUACCAGAUUGAGAUGAAGCAGUAUGUUCUGGAAGAGUUCCUGGACAAGAAUGACAUGACGCUGGCCCCUGCCGUCUUCGCCGCCUCGUCCCACAGCUACCCGGUGUCCAUCAUGCAGGUCAACAGCAGUCCGCAGAAGGACGAGUACCUGCUCUGCUUUCACGAGUUUGGUGUGUUUGUGGACGCUUGUGGCCGGAGGAGCCGUUCAGAGGACAUCCGGUGGAGCCGCCUGCCGCUGGCCUUCGCCUACAGGGAACCCUACCUGUUUGUCACCUACUUCAACUCCUUGGAUGUCAUCGAGGUGCAGUCGCACACCGGACUGGGUCCCAUGGCCCAGGUGCACCUGGACGUCCCCAACCCACGCUACCUGGGCCCGGCCAUCUCCUCCGGGGCAAUCUACCUGGCAUCCUCCUACCAGAACAAGCUGAGGGUGAUCUGCUGCAAGGGUAACCUGGUGCGCGAGUCGCGGGACUUGCAGAGGACCGGCUCAAGCCGCAGCAGCCCCAACAAGCGCGGCCCGCCCUCCUACAACGAGCACAUCUCCAAGCGCCUGGCGUCGGGACCCGGCACCUCGGGAGCCUCCGAGGGGCUGCACCGUGAGCCCAGCACUCCACACCGCUACCGUGAGGGCCGCACCGAGUUCCGGCGCGACAAGUCGCCCGCGCGGCCGCUGGAGCGGGAGAAAUCCCCGGGAAGGAUCCUGGACAGCCGGCGAGAGCGCUCCCCGGGCAGGGGCUUCGAGGAGAGGCCACGCCUCCACACGGGCUCCGUGCGCACCCAGCUCACGCCCGUCAACAAGGUCUGGGACCAGUCGUCGGUGUGAGUGCUGAAGGAGGGCGCGUCUACCGAGGAGCACCUCCCGCCUCCCGAUGUAGAGGGACGGUCCACCGGCUGCGUUCGUGGCUUCUUUGUCGCCGACCACACUCCGCUGUUGCAGUUAGCCCCCCCCCCUCCCUGCGUGCCGACCCCACAACCCCCCGUUCUGUGCACCUCUGUGAAGAAGAUCCCAGGUGGAUGCAAGAGCGGUCACGGUCACCAACGCUCAGCCCCAGUGACGGCAGUCAGUGCUUUGGGAGGAUAGUCUGUUUAGUGCCGUUCCACCUUCUGUAUUGUAAAUAGAGCAACUCCACUUUUAUAGCGACCGAGAAAAUGACGCAAAGUCUAUUUUUUAAACAAAGAGCGUUUCUUAUGGGUCCACCGAGCGAUGCAGCUUUUCCCUCCAGAAGCAACGUGAAGCCUCUCGUUUGUGUCGCCAUGCUGCUUCUGUGCUGACGAGAGCCCUCGGCCGGUUUUGACCUUUUCAAGCUCCUUUUUGCACAUAGCGCACGUACUUUUGUGGUCCAACUGAUUGAUUGCUUUACUUUGUGCUACUCGGUAUUGAGCUUAACCACGUUCUGGUGCGUUGAAGAAAAGUGCUUCUCCUUGACGCUUCCACGUUUUGUACAAAUACAGGUAUUUGGGCUGCUCCACGCUCACUUUGCCAAGGGAGGGAAAUGGUGUCUUUCUCAGCCUGCUGGCAACUACCAGUGGCCAGGGGACACAUACAGCAUGCGCCACUUCCCGCCCCGAGAUAGUGUUUCACACCGACGUGGGUUUCUUUUUUCCAGCACAAUCACAGCGAUCGAAAGCUGUCGUAAAGUCAUUCUGUAAAGCAUGAGCAACUUUUAAAUGCCGAAUUUCAGGUUCCUUGUCCUCUAGGCUCCCUUUUCCCUUUUAAGUAACUGCACACAUUGAUGUUGAACACCUGCUGUCAGCUUUAGCGUUUUUUUCCAAAAUGUACAAGUACAUUAAAAACAAAGUACUCCAACGU